Puntigrus tetrazona (Sumatra barb) is the source of this 4749-nucleotide messenger RNA. RefSeq names its product SRSF protein kinase 2 (gene srpk2). Lineage: Eukaryota; Metazoa; Chordata; Actinopteri; Cypriniformes; Cyprinidae. Gene Ontology annotation, biological process: regulation of mRNA processing; spliceosomal complex assembly; protein phosphorylation. The record is from RefSeq and is a predicted model, not a curated record. Gene Ontology annotation, molecular function: ATP binding; protein kinase activity. The transcript is spliced from 16 exons. The coding region runs from base 588 to 3164 and encodes 858 amino acids.
AGAAAGAGAAACCAGCAGCAGCAGCUUGAGAAAGAGAGCAGCUGUGAGAUGAGAGAGAGAGAGAGAGAGAGCGAGCGCGUUGCUCUGAGAGACAGGCUGUCGUAACGAGGCGGAUGGAGCGCUGAAGUGCGGAGGGGAGCAGAGAGCUGUGUUCAGAGAGAGACGCUGGUGUUCAGAGCUCAGAUCCCCCUGCCUGCUCGAGCAGUGGUGCGGCCCGCUGCGCUCAGAGCUGUUAUUGUGCAGCGCUGCAGAACACAGAGACACACACACGGAGCUUAGCGCUUUCUCAGCUUCAUUCAGGAAACACUGCGGUGGAGGACGAGCUACAGACGGAGAGAGCGGCGGUGCUGAGACCUUCCUCACCUCCGCCGCUCUCCGCAUCGCCGUCUCCAGCCACUGUCCUCCAUCCUUUAUUCUCCUUAAGGGAAAGGAGAACGGAGGAGGAGGAGGAGGAGGAGGAAGAGCGCCCCCUCCCCUCGCGACAGCAGAACGCUCCGGAAACAGAGAGAGAGAGACAGAGAGAGAGAGAGAGUUUUAUUCCUCCCUGGUUCGGCUCCGUUUUUCUCUCGGGAGCGAGCAGCUUGCCCAUGUCUGUCAACUCAGAAAAAUCUUCUUCCCCAGAAAGGCCCGACACACAGAAGGUUCCGUCCGCUCCUCCUCCUCCUCCUCCUCCUCCUCCUCCUCCCCCUCCGCCCCCCCCUCCCGAGCCUGUGGCCCCGCCGGAGCCUGAGGAGGAGAUUCUGGGCUCUGAUGACGAAGAGCAGGAGGAUCCGGCCGACUACUGCAAAGGAGGUUACCAUCCCGUCAAGAUCGGCGACCUGUUUAACGGCAGAUACCAUGUCAUCCGCAAGCUGGGCUGGGGUCACUUCUCCACCGUCUGGCUGUGCUGGGAUAUUCAAGCGAAGCGUUUUGUUGCGAUGAAGGUCGUUAAGAGCGCACAGCACUACACAGAGACGGCACUGGACGAAAUUAAACUACUCAGAUGUGUGCGUGAGACUGAUCCUGAUGAUCCUAAUAAGGACAUGGUUGUUCAACUUAUAGAUGACUUCAAGAUCUCAGGGGUGAACGGGAUUCACGUGUGUAUGGUGUUUGAAGUUCUUGGUCAUCAUUUGCUCAAGUGGAUCAUAAAGUCCAAUUAUCAGGGUUUACCGUUACCCUGUGUCAAGAGCAUCAUCAGACAGGUUCUGCAGGGCCUCGAUUACCUUCACAGUAAGUGUAAGAUCAUCCACACGGACAUCAAACCGGAGAACAUCCUCAUGUGUGUGGACGACGCUUUCGUGCGCAGGAUGGCGGUGGAGGCCACUGAGUGGCAGAAAGCCGGAGCGCCGCCACCGUCUGGAUCUGCUGUCAGCACGGCUCCUCAACUCCAACAGGUGGGGAAGAUCUCCAAAAAUAAAAAGAAAAAGCUGAAGAAGAAGCAGAAGCGGCAAGCAGAGCUGCUGGAAAGACGCAUGCUGGAGAUCGAAGCUCUGGAGCGAGAGGCGGAGAAGCAGAGAUCCAGCGGAGCGUCAGACUCGACACACGGUCCCAGCCUGGCGCUGGCGGACAGCGAGGAGGAUGAAGAGGAUGAUGAGGAUGAGGAAGAGGAGGCAGAGGGAGAGAAGGAGCGGCCUGUCAGACUCACCAACCAUACAUGUGCAGAGCCAGAUCAGGAUCAAGAUCAGGAUCAGGAUCAAGAUCAAGAUCAAGAUCAAGAUCAGGAUCAGGAUCAGGAUCAGGAUCAAGAUCAGGAUCAGGAUCAGGUUCAAGAUCAAGAUCAGCAUCAGCAGGAAAUACAGGAGAAUGAGGAAGGUUGUGACAUCCUUGCCGCCGCAGAUGGUCUUGCUGAAGAAGAGUCACACACACGCACACACACUCCACCUGAGCGACAGGACACUCCUGAGAAUGAGAACGAGUGUGAAAACUCAAAAGAACAUGAGCAGGAUGGAAAUGAAGCUGUGAGAGAGGAAGAGGAAGAGGAAGAGGAGAAUAAAACAGAGGAAGAGGAAACGGAAACGGAAGGCACACUCUCACAGAGCGCAGAGGACGAGACGAAGACACACGAGUGUCCAAAUGAAGAAGAAGCAGAUCCACCUGAAGAAACGAUAGAGAAACAAGAAAAUGAGGAGGAGGAGGAGGAGGAGGAAGAUGAAGAUGAAGAAUAUGAGGAAGAGGAGGAGGAGGAGGCGGAGGAUGAAGGCCAGAAACCAUCCAGCAAGGAGCACACUGAAGUGUGUAAAACGAACGGUCACGUGAUCUUGAGUGCACAGGAGCGUCUGUCCUCACCUCUGCUCUGUCCUCUGGUGGAGUCUGAGAUCAGUACAACUGACCGCGACGCUUCGGACGCCUCGUACGAGCUUUUCAACGGAGAGACCUCGCUGACGAACGGAGCACGGCACCGCGGCACCACGCCACGCUUCCCAGAGCUUCCUCUGGAUCCUGAGCCUGACGACUGCGAGCACAACGAGGCCCAGGCGCUCAACACCGACCGCAGCCGAACGGUGUCAUCGUCCAGCACCGGAGACACGCCCAAAGUGAGGGUCAGAGCGGCCGAUCUUCUGGUGAAUCCUCUGGAUCCGAGGAACGCAGACAUUCUGAGAGUCAAAAUCGCCGAUCUGGGCAAUGCAUGCUGGGUGCACAAGCACUUCACUGAGGACAUCCAGACGCGGCAGUACCGCUCCAUCGAGGUGCUGAUCGGAGCGGGAUACAGUACUCCUGCUGAUAUAUGGAGCACGGCCUGCAUGGCGUUUGAGCUGGCCACCGGGGACUAUCUGUUUGAGCCACACUCUGGUGAAGACUACUCUCGUGAUGAAGAUCAUAUAGCUCACAUCAUAGAGCUUCUCGGCUGCAUUCCUCGUCACUUUGCUCUUUCUGGAAAAUAUUCCCGAGAAUUCUUCAACCGGAGAGACCACAUCGCUCUGAUUAUGGAGUUACUGGGAAAAAUCCCCCGCAAGAUCUUCGCAGCUGGAAAAUACAGCCGUGAGUUCUUCUCAAAAAAAGGUGAACUGAGGCACAUCACCAAGCUCAAGCCCUGGUCUCUGUUUGAUGUUCUUGUGGAGAAAUACGGUUGGUCAGCUGAGGAUGCUGGUCACUUCACACACUUCUUGCUGCCCAUGCUGGAGAUGGUGCCGGAGAAACGGGCCUCUGCCUCAGAAUGCCUCAACCACCCCUGGCUGAACUCGUAGCACUUUGGCCCCUCAGACUCAUCGACCCCUGCGGCCCCGUCCUGACCUUCAGCCUGCUGCCAUCAGAGAGAAAGAGCCAGAGAGAGGAGGCUUCAGAGGGGCGAGGGCGGGCUUCAGCACACACACACACACUCAGACACACACUCACACUGAAACACGCACAUACACAAACUCACAAACAUUUACUCAUUCAUACACACACUUGCAUACUCACAACCACUAACACUAAAACACUCGCACAAAAGCUUCAUUCAGUCUGCGUCAGCCUCAUUCAACUAAACUUUACACGCAGAAAACAGAAAGAAAUAAUUUCAUCAGAUAAAAUAUAUUCUAUUCCUUUAUUUGAUUAAAUAUCAUGAUAUUUCAUUUAAAGAAACAAGAGUGUGGAUCAGUGGCGGCAUGUACUCGUGCCUUCAGCUAAACUCUUGUGAACGUCCUAGCAAAACAAAUAAUUGUACAUUUACAAACAUUACAAAUUCAAACAUUUACAAACAUUACGGACUCAGUGACUGUGAGUAUGAGAGUCACCGUGUGUGUGUGUGUGUGUGUGUGUGAGAGAGAGAGAGUGAGAUUGUGUGUGUGUGUGAGAAAGUGAGAUUGUGUGUGUGUGUGAGAGAGUGAGAUUGUGUGUGUGAGUAUAAUUUGUGUGUGUAUGUGUGAGAGAGUGUGUGUUUGUGAGAAUGUGAAAUUGUGUGUGUGUGUGUGUGUGUGCUAGUCGGUGUUUCUGACAGGAAGCCCACCUGAGUCCCUCUGCAUGAAGCCCCGCCUCUUUCAUCCCACCAUCCAAUCAGAUUUUGCAGUGGAGCUGUUUACAAACCUCACCCCUCUCUCUCUCACACACACACACACACACUGCCCUGGGAAAUAUGAAUCCAGAAGACAAAGAGACGCUUGGUUUCGUGGAGCGCAAGCACCAGAGAUUGUUGGAUUAAUGUUUUGAUUCGAAGCUUCGGUUCCUGGUUCUGCGGCGGGCUCUGCUCUUUCUCCUGCAGGACGGCCAUGGCUGCACUUGUGUUUGUACUUUUUGUUCAGGGAAACGUACCGAUUUACAGAGAUCCAGCAAACUGUCCAAAAAACUCGCAACUGCUUGAGCUCAAGAUAAACACGCGGUCGUCAUGGAGACGCGCCGCAGCAGUUCCUGUGGCCUCGCGCUACUCAAAACACAUCUUCUUUCGUCAUCGUCACAGUUAGUCCAGUUGCCUAUUUUCGCAAUAAAAGUAGAUGGUGAAAUAUUUUUAAAAAUAUUUAAAUUCAUUUAAAAGAAAAGCAGUUCUCUGAUGUUGUGACAGUGACAGAGUUUAGUCGUAAUAAGGUGAUUGUGUUUCGUCUAUUCUGAGAUGUUUUAUUUCCUUUGUUUUGGUUUUUAUUCAGUUGUCUCUUCCUUCAUGACAUUGACUCGUGCUGCUCUGUGAGGACUCGUGUGACAGUCAUGAAUUUUAUUGAAGAUUUUUGCAAUAAUAGCGAUAUGAUGAUGAACUUUUGCACCGGAAGCUCCAGAUGUGUCUCACGCUGACUGUUCUUCCCAACUCCACAAAUGCGUCUUUGUUUUUCAUUGACAGAUUUAAUAAAAUUGUAAAUUAAUGGA